AUGCUCAUAUUCACCAAUGUUACUUGGUUGGACCUAUGUCUUGCUAGUGCCGGAGUGUAUCUGGUCAUGCAGGCAUUCAGCAAGAAGAACCCUGCACCAUAUCCCCCUGGACCUCCGGGGUGGCCUCUCAUUGGGAACAUCGCAGACAUGCCUCACAACAAGGCCUGGCUCACCUUUGCGAAGUGGGGCAAAAAAUAUGGCGACAUCUUGCAUGUCGAAGUUCUGGGUCGGCACAUCAUUGUACUGAAUUCCGUCAAGGCAGCGAUUGAUUUGCUAGAUAAGAAAGGAUCCAUCUACUCUGACCGUCCAGUCUUACAAUGGCUGGUGAACUUGUUGGCUGGAAGUACGGUUUGGGUUUUCUCUCUUAUGGUGACCGUUUCCGCUAUUACCGCAAGAACAUACACCGUGUCAUCGGCAGUUCGCACUGUUAUGAAUGUAUAUGAACCAAUGGAGGAGAUCGAGGUUCGCCGAUUCCUGAAGCGCGUGUUUGCACAACCCGAGCAACUGCAAGCACAUAUCCGACACACUGCUGGCGCUAUCAUUUUGCGAAUCUCUUAUGGAUAUGAAGUGAAGGAUAACAAUGAUCCCUUCGUCGACCUUGCAGACCGCGCAAUGGACCAAUUCUCGCAGUCCAUCGAACUUGGCGCCCUUCAUGUGGCCAAUGUUCCCGAGUGGUUUCCUGGUGCUGGAUUCAAGUGCCUGGCCCGUGAAUGGCGCCAGACCGUCAAAGAGACUGUUGAUGCACCAUACAAGUUCGCCAAGGAUCAGAUAGCUGCCGGAAUUGCCCCAAUGUCUUACACCUCGAAUCUGUUGAAAGGUCGCACUUUGUCUGCGGAGGAGGAUCACAUGGUGAAAUGGUCUGCUGUUUCUUUAUACACUGGUGGUUCCGACACGACGGUUUCUACAAUCUAUUCUAUUUUCCUGGCGAUGACACUGUUCCCUGAUGUGCAGAAGAAAGCUCAGGCUGAAAUAGAUGCUGUUGUUGGCACCGAUCGUCUUCCCUCCUUCGCAGACCGCGACUCCCUCCCCUAUAUCGAGGCCCUUGUGAAGGAAUCCCUACGCUGGUUUGCUGUAGGCCCUAUUGGUAUCCCCCACUGCGUCUCUGAGGACGAUAUCUAUGACGGAUACCACAUUCCGAAAGGGUCCAUGAUCAUCCCUAACAUCUGGUUCAUGCUCAAUGACCCGCAUACAUAUACUAACCCCUCGCAAUUCAACCCUGAACGUUUCUUAGAUAAUGAUGGAAGGGGUCCCGAGCGCGACUCUCGCACGAUCUGCUUUGGCUUCGGUAGACGGAUCUGCCCUGGCAUUCACCUCGUUGACGCUUCCGUCUGGAUAUCUAUCGUGAUGUCGCUCGCUGUGUUUGAUAUUUCCAAGAUCGUCGAGAACGGCGUUGAGCACACCCUGAGCCAUCCCAAACCCUUCAAAUGCUCUAUCAAGCCUCGCUCUCCGAAAGCUAUUGCGCUCAUUCAGGAAAAUGUUAACCAUUAA
Messenger RNA from Suillus bovinus, 1488 nucleotides. Its product is annotated as cytochrome P450. Bases 1 to 1488 code for a protein of 495 amino acids. Gene Ontology annotation, molecular function: monooxygenase activity; iron ion binding; oxidoreductase activity, acting on paired donors, with incorporation or reduction of molecular oxygen. NCBI's taxonomy places the organism in Eukaryota, Fungi, Basidiomycota, Agaricomycetes, Boletales, Suillaceae. The transcript is spliced from 11 exons. The record is from RefSeq and is a predicted model, not a curated record.